CGGGCCGGGAUCCCGGCAGCCAAUCGGAGGACGCCUAUGAUUCCACGGUCGCCGAGGAGGCUGGCGCUAGGCGUUGAGGCGGCGACGGCGGGAGUCGCUGCUGAGGCGGUCGCUGACUCGGGUUGCGGCAGCGCAGCUCCGCGGGGCCGGGCCGGGUCGGCAGGCGCUGGCGUCUGGCGGUGGGGUCGGGCUCCCGGGACGGGCGAGAUGGCCCCGACCUAGGGCGGAGGGAGAAGCGGUUGAGCCCAGGAUGCUGAGGAGACAGCGCGGCGGCUCCCCGCUCAUCCCAGAUGUUGAUCAACUUUCUGCAGUAAACUCUCCAUGGCCUGAACAUUCUUUGAAAAUCAUUUAGAGGAAAACAUCUACUUAAUAACAGGAUUACCUUAUCAAGAUGGUUGGAAAACUGAAGCAGAACUUACUAUUGGCUUGUCUGGUGAUUAGUUCUGUGACUGUGUUUUACUUGGGCCAGCAUGCCAUGGAAUGUCAUCACCGAAUAGAGGAACGUAGCCUGCCAGUCAUAUUGGAGAGCACAAAGACCACUGUGCGAACUGUCUUGGAUGUCAAAGCCAACAAAACCUUUGCCUAUCACAAAGAUAUGCCUUUAAUAUUUAUUGGAGGUGUGCCACGGAGUGGAACCACGCUCAUGAGGGCCAUGUUAGAUGCACACCCUGACAUUCGCUGUGGAGAGGAAACCAGGGUCAUUCCCCGAAUACUGGCCCUGAAGCAGAUGUGGUCACGGUCAAGUAAGGAGAAGAUCCGCUUGGAUGAGGCUGGUGUCACCGAUGAAGUGCUGGAUUCUGCUAUGCAAGCCUUCUUAUUAGAAGUAAUUGUUAAGCAUGGGGAGCCAGCCCCUUAUUUAUGUAACAAAGAUCCUUUUGCCCUGAAAUCCUUAACUUACCUUGCCAGGUUAUUCCCCAAUGCCAAAUUUCUUCUGAUGGUCCGAGAUGGCCGGGCUUCAGUACACUCAAUGAUUUCUCGAAAAGUUACUAUAGCUGGAUUUGACCUGAACAGCUAUAGAGACUGUUUGAUCAAGUGGAAUCGUGCCAUAGAGACUAUGUAUAACCAGUGUAUGGAGGUUGGUUAUAAAAAGUGCAUGUUAGUUCACUAUGAACAACUUGUCUUACAUCCUGAACGGUGGAUGAGAACACUCUUAAAGUUCCUCCAGAUUCCAUGGAACCACUCAGUAUUACACCAUGAAGAGAUGAUUGGGAAAGCUGGGGGAGUGUCUCUGUCAAAAGUGGAGAGAUCUACAGACCAAGUCAUCAAGCCAGUCAAUGUGGGAGCCCUGUCAAAAUGGGUUGGGAAGAUACCUGCAGAUGUUUUACAAGACAUGGCGGUGAUUGCACCCAUGCUUGCUAAACUUGGAUAUGACCCAUAUGCCAAUCCACCUAACUAUGGAAAACCUGAUCCCAAAAUCCUUGAAAACACUAGAAGGGUCUAUAAAGGAGAAUUUCAACUACCUGACUUUCUUAAAGAAAAACCCCAGACUGAACAAGUGGAGUAGCAGAUCCAGGAACAUUCUUCAUAUGUGAGGAAAGACUGCUGCCUUUUUAACGGACAGGAAAUUUCUAGGAGUGGCUGUACCCUGCUGGGAUGCGUGGAGUGUGUGUACCAUGGCCUGCAUUUCCUGCUCACUUGCCGUCCCCUCCAACUGCAAGGGUAGGGGGUUGGUGCACAUGUGGGCCUUCAAGUGCUCUGAUCCUAAGUACAUGCACAGUUCUAUGGAGAAGGAGCCUAGAGGGGCAUGUGCUUUCUGUUAAAACUGCUCUUGGCCUCAUCUUUUCUUACCAAAGUCCGAACUUUGUUUUCAAGGGGAGGGUGUAAAAAUGAGAUUCUGUAAGCAACAUUGAGCAGUUUCAUUUUAGAAUAGGUUGUACAUGUUCUAAUGUUUUGUAGAACACUGUGCCUGCCUGUUUAAAUGUAUUGAUGUGGAUAAUGUUAAAUAUUUUGAUUAUUUAAAUAAUUCAUUGUGUUGUUUAUGAGAAAUUGGGGAAUUACCCCAGACAUUUACAAUUUAAUGACUUUUGUAUUUUAUUUUUCAAAAUAAAAGCUUUAAAUG
Messenger RNA from Choloepus didactylus (southern two-toed sloth), 2059 nucleotides. It is a transcript of the gene TPST1, whose product is annotated as tyrosylprotein sulfotransferase 1. Gene Ontology annotation, molecular function: protein-tyrosine sulfotransferase activity. The transcript is spliced from 6 exons. Gene Ontology annotation, cellular component: Golgi apparatus. NCBI's taxonomy places the organism in Eukaryota, Metazoa, Chordata, Mammalia, Pilosa, Megalonychidae. Bases 392 to 1504 code for a protein of 370 amino acids. The record is from RefSeq and is a predicted model, not a curated record. Gene Ontology annotation, biological process: peptidyl-tyrosine sulfation.